Amyelois transitella is the source of this 1402-nucleotide messenger RNA. Its product is annotated as beta-1,3-galactosyltransferase 5. Gene Ontology annotation, molecular function: hexosyltransferase activity. Bases 362 to 1384 code for a protein of 340 amino acids. The record is from RefSeq and is a predicted model, not a curated record. Gene Ontology annotation, cellular component: membrane. The transcript is spliced from 8 exons. Lineage: Eukaryota; Metazoa; Arthropoda; Insecta; Lepidoptera; Pyralidae.
CGGGCGGGCUGUAGGUCGUGGUAAACCGUUUUGAGGUUAUUUAUUUGCACAUUGGCGCAAAAACCUGUUCUUCACCUUUUGUCUAUGCUUCAACCGAGUUAAUUAUAACCUAAAUUAAACCAUACCAUUUCUCAGUGUCGUCCGCUCUUCACUGGAGAGGGGACGCGUCGCAAACGUGACUAUUUACAUAAUAUUUUAUCGUAACUAUAUCGGUAUCGGUAAAAAUAGAUAAGUUAGUGCCGUCUAUUUCGUUCAAGUGGAGUGAAGAGGACAGAUAAUGGUCGUGUUGUGAUUCGCUUUUUAAAAGAGAAGAGAUCCGUAGGCGUCAGCUAACGAUGACUAUAAGCAGAUUGGUGGUGAUAUGAUCGGAAUCAGUUUUCUUAGAAUAGGUCGUCAUCGUCUGCUGUCAGCCUGUCUCGCUGUCUACGUGGUUUUCGUUCUGGGCAAGCUAUGGCAUUCCACGGAGGUCAGCAGACCCUUCCUGGUGCCGUUGCCAGUCGACAAAAACCUGGACCACUUCAGGAGAAGCAGGAGCUUGAAGAACUAUAUUGAUGCCAUCCAAAUCCUGAUAGAGCCAUCAACGACAGCGUGCGAUGGUCCAGAACAGGUGUCAGUGUUGGUGUUGGUCACCAGUUCACCUUCAAGGGUGGACCAGAGGGCGGUCAUCAGGAGUACCUGGGCGCAGCAUAUGCCGACAUACUUCGUGCUCGGCACUGAAUUGUCUGGAGAUGAUAGUUUUUCAGACGUUUACCUCGAAGCGAAAGAAUACGGCGAUAUGGUGGUCUUCGACUUCGAAGACCACUAUCAGAACUUGACGCUGAAGACUGCCCUGAUGCUGCAGUGGUCUGCCAGGAGGUGUCCGCAGGCAGAGUUCCUCUUUAAGACUGAUGAUGAUGUGUUCGUCAACCCUUGGAUGCUGAGACAGGUGCUCAAGGAUAAUCAGGGCGCGAAGGUUCUUGGAUACAUGAAGAACAACAGUUUUCUCCACCGGGACGCGUACAAUAAGUGGUUCGUGCCGAGGUGGUUGCGACGGGAGGACCACCUGCAGGAGUACCUCUCGGGGACCGGGUACCUUAUUAGUGGUGAAUACACGACAAAAUUACUAAAAGCAGCCAACGAAGUGCCAUUAUUAAAUUUAGAAGAUGUAUAUUUUACUUAUUUAGUUGCUAAAGAAGCCUUGAGCCUUAAUUUGACACAUGAUAGGAGACUAAGCCCUUACAAACCCUGGAUUCCCUUCGCAUGUUCAUAUUUUGGACUCGCCUCGGCUCAUAGUCUGAGUCCAGAAGAAAUUAAAUUAGCCUGGGACAAAUUAGUUAGUAUUGUGAGAGAGAGGGGUGAUUGUGAAAAUUAUGAGUAUUUGUGCCAUGAUUGGUUUUUGUAUUGAUAGUGAGUAAGUCUAAUU